UCCUCUUUCUCAUCUCCCUCCCUUCCUUCCCUCUGCCCCUCCCUCCUUCCCUCCCUCCCUCUCUCCUCGAGCAGCUCCUGACAGACUCCCAGUAGCUGUAGGUUUACGCUGACUUUCCGAACUUCCCGCCCGCCCAUAUCCCGGAGGCUGAGAUGAUGAAGGAAGUGUCCUGUUUGACAGGGUGUGAAAACCGCUUUUUCCAGAAAGAUGCGGUGGGAGAACUGCUGAAGCGGGUCAGCGCUGGAGGAAGUUAGAGGCUCGGGUUGCGGCGGGGGCGGUGGAGAGAGAGAGAGGAGAGACGGACAGAGAGAGGGAGAGAGGCAGUCAGACAGACAGCGAGCAGCUGCUUCAACUCCGGCCCUCUCAAUGUCAUAUCCUCACCAUCUCUUACUCGGGACGCUACAUCCAGGAGAAGGCGACAAAUCUGAGUCGUAAUAUCCAGGUUAGACUGACAAGAUGAUGCGAGCUGAUUAAUUUCCAAUCUCAUUGUCAGUGCCGCCGCAGCGAAGCGUCAGGAAGUUGAGGCAAAAAAGUUGUAGCAACUUUUCCAAAAGUUUUUUCUUCUCCCUCUUGCCUGCCCCCGCCCCGGGCGCGAUGGCCGGGCCGGAGGGUGCUUGGAAACACGGCUGCCUGCCGAGUUGCUUCGCCUCCGGGGACGAGCUGGAGAUGCGACGAAGGAGCAAAGGGAUCGACCAGAUGCUGGCGAGGGAGCGACCGCACAUGAGGAGGAUGGUGAAGAUUCUCCUGCUGGGAGCGGGCGAGAGUGGGAAGAGCACCUUCCUGAAGCAGAUGCGGAUCAUCCACGGGAAGGAAUUCGACAGAAACACCCUAGAAGAAUUCCGGGAUAUAAUUUACGGGAAUAUCGUCAGCGGGAUGCGGGUCCUGGUGGACGCGAGGGAGAAGCUGGGGCUUCCUUGGGAGAACAGCGGGAAUGAGAAACACGGGCUCUUCCUGGCAGCUUUCGAGAGCAGUAGCAUUGGAGUGGAGGGACGUUUCCAAAGCGUUCUCCCGGCCGUCAGAGCCCUCUGGAAUGAUGGAAGUAUCAAAGAGGCCUAUAGGAGGAGAUCGGAGUUCCAGCUGGCGGAAUCGGUACAGUAUUUCCUGGAUAACUUGGAUCGAAUCGGCCAGCCGAACUACCUCCCCAGCAAGCAGGACGUCCUGUUCGCCCGCAGGGCCACUAAAGGCAUCGUGGAAUACGACUUCCUCAUCAAGGGGAUCACCUUCCGGAUGAUGGAUGUGGGUGGCCAGCGUUCCCAGAGGCAGAAGUGGUUCCUCUGUUUCGAGGGCAUCACCUCCAUCCUCUUCAUGGUGUCCUCCAGUGAGUUUGACCAGGUAUUGCUGGAGGACGGGUGCACCAACCGCCUGGUUGAGUCCAUGAACAUCUUCGAGACCAUCGUCAACAACAAGCUCUUCACCCGCGUCUCCGUCAUCCUCUUCCUGAACAAGACCGACCUGCUGGAGGCCAAGGUGAAGACGGUGAACAUCGGCGACUACUUCCCAGACUUUCGGGGACGGCCCCACCACCUCGGGGACGUCCAGCGCUACCUCCUCAAUUGCUUCAGCGGCAAGCGGAGGGACUGUAGCCGGCCGCUCUUCCACCAUUUCACCACCGCAGUCGACACCGAGAACAUUCGCUUCGUCUUCCAGGCGGUCAGGGACACGGUGCUGCAGGAGAACCUCAAUGACAUCAUGCUGCAGUGAGGCUGCGCGUCCCUGCGGACAUUCCACGCAGGGCCCGCAAGGCUUUCUCGCCCCAGUGAGGCCCGUGUGUAAUAACCAAAGAAGCCCUGUGUGUGUACACGUGAACGUUGAUGGGUACCUGCACCCCUAAUCUCAUGCCUGCUGGUAACCUCUUUUGUACGCACGUCCGUGUGCACCCAAUAUGGAUUGUAUGUCUAAUCCUGUGUGUGUGACCCUGAGUAUUGCACCUUCCAUAUCCAGCAGUUGUCCCAUAUGUAGCACCUGUCUACCCCUGUGUGUACCCGUGUCCAUAUUCCAAGUGAACCUGUGUCCUGCACAUAUUCCCCAUAUCCCAUAUGCUCUCGGUAUAUAUUCCGAUGUCAACCUGUUGCGUCUGCACAUAUUCCCCAUCCCCAUGCACGCAUGGUAUAAAUCCCAUUUUACCCCAUGUUUGUCCCAGGUGCAUCAAAGUCAAAGGCAAUACAGCCCGUAUAUACUUGCAGGAACUUGUGAUUAUGGAAGGCAGAGAGUGAUUUAAUAUUUCAGAGAUUCCCUCAGCCCUGUUAGAUAAUCACUGAGGGUUUGUUCAGACCUCACUGAUCCGAAGAGAUUACUUUGACCUCACCAUGAUGACGUUGACUCUUCCCGGGACACAGGUGUAUGAACCUGGACGAGGAGCGUCAGCGGCCCUUUGAACGAGGGGGAGGGCGGAACAGGUGGACACCCCAAACAAAUCUCUGUCCUUCCUAACUUGACAAGCUUGGACCCCUUGGAGAGAAGGGAGGGUUAUAAGACAGCAGUGGGAAUUGAUCCCUUGACCAGUUGCCCGUGGUGUGCAGCCGCAGAGUUGGCAGAGCCCUCCCCUGUCAUUGCCAGUUAACUGGACUCUGGAAUCUCGCACUCAUUCCUCAAACAUACUUUAUUUUACUUGUGCACAAGGAAAACAGCAUGGCCCCUGUCACCCACCAUUGUUCUGAAGGCUGAGCAGAGAAAUUCCUUUUUUAUACAGAGCAGUUAUGGAUAUUGGCCAUUUAAUAAACUGUGUAUGUUUGAAUUCCGGACUUGCAAGAUCAAUCGCCAUUCACAAUAGGGGUGUUACACGUCAGUAAAAACUACGAGGUGACAACCAAUAAUACUUUGAAGUUAGUAAAGCAAUUGUCCCUUAGUUGGUGUGUUUCACAUCAUUCUGUUAUUCUUAUCACACCUCUGAAAGUGAAAUGGUUCCAAGAAUCGCGAUGCAAAAGGAAGCUAUUUCUCAUCUGGGCUGUCUGCACUCUGUCUGCAAAUAACCCUUGCCUGGACAUUUUGUUCAAAGUUCAAAGCCAAGUCAAAUCAAGUUAAGUCAAGUUUAUUGUCAUUUAACUGUAUACAUGUAUACUGUCAAACGAGACAAUGUUUCUCCGGACCAGGGAGUAAAGCACAUAACACACAAUAACUUAAGAAAGU
Messenger RNA from Mobula hypostoma (lesser devil ray), 3126 nucleotides. RefSeq names its product guanine nucleotide-binding protein subunit alpha-12-like. Gene Ontology annotation, cellular component: brush border membrane; heterotrimeric G-protein complex. Gene Ontology annotation, biological process: Rho protein signal transduction; adenylate cyclase-modulating G protein-coupled receptor signaling pathway. Lineage: Eukaryota; Metazoa; Chordata; Chondrichthyes; Myliobatiformes; Myliobatidae. The record is from RefSeq and is a predicted model, not a curated record. Bases 595 to 1701 code for a protein of 368 amino acids. Gene Ontology annotation, molecular function: GTPase activity; D5 dopamine receptor binding; G-protein beta/gamma-subunit complex binding. The transcript is spliced from 3 exons.